UGACAACUAUUCAUGCCUAAUUAAUUUCAAAAAACCAUUACCCACGUGCGAGUCUGUUUUGAGAGAUAAGAAGUGGUAUGAAAUAAGAAAAUGGGGAAAUUCAGAUCAAAACUUAAGGGGAAAUCAAAAGGGAAAAGAUGGCAGAAGGGUCAGUCAUCAAAUUCAAAUCCCAAAAUUCAAAAAUACAGAGAAAUGGCCAAAUCCCGGUUUUUUCAGGAGAAUUUAAGUAAUUCUAAUUUAACACAACAAGCUGUUCACAAGCAUGAUGCAAUGAUUACAUAUGGGCACAGCACUGGCAAGAAGAAGUCUGAAGCAGAGAAUGAGCUUAGUAUCGCUAAGGAACUGGAGAACAUGUCUGUUCGAGGAGACAAUGAAAAGAUAGAGGAUGAUGGCUCAGAUACGGAGUAUUCGGGAUCUAUGAAAUCAGGAACAUACAAAACAUUUCAGACAUUUGCAUCUGAUUGGAGUCAAUGCUCUAAUGUUAGUUUUAGCAAAUUGUUAACAAGAUUUGACUCCAAUAACGCAGUACACAAAGACAUGUUGGCUGUACUGGCGGCCGUCACGGAGGUGAUCAAAGAGGAAGGUGGGAAAGAAUCCACUACUGAAUACUUCGCUGCUUUGAUGCAAACUCUAAAAUCAUCAGAAGAUGAUGAAAGUGUUGUACCGACAUUGUCACUACUCUCAAUGGGCAUCAAAUCUGUACCUCAAGCGGUAUUGAGGAAACAGUUUUCUGAAUCGGCAACAAUAUUAACGGAAAUUUUAGAGAAAAAUGCUCAAUCAGAAAAUGGAACACUAUUGAGAAGUGCCAUUGGGUGCCUCUCUGUUUUAUUAAGAGCCCAGGAAUAUGCUCUAUGGGGUGAUUCUUCAACUUUGAGGAUCUUUGAAUCUGUAUUGGCAUUUGCAUUGCACUCUAAACCUAAGGUCCGUAAAGCAGCUCAACAUGCAGUCACUGCUGUGUUAAGGGGAAGUUGUUUUAUGAUUGCAUCUGAUGAUGUGAAAAAUAAGGUCCCCAAACUACAUCCAGCAUCUAACCGCGUUGCGGAAUUCUGUUUAUCGCAAAUUAAAGCGGAGGCGCUUCUAUCAGGACAUCGCACAGUUUUGCAUACACUAACAAUGCUCCGUGACGUUUUGCCUGUCUUCAGCAAGGAUAAUAUUAAGGCGACCUGCGAGUCGAUCCUGUCGCUGAUGACGCACAACAACGUGUACAUCAAGACGUGCUGCCUGCACACGCUGCACGCGCUGGUGAGCGCGCCGGCGGCCGCCAGCAACCUGUGCGCGGCGCUGGCCGGGCGCCUGGCGCGCGCGCUGCUGGCCGCGCGCCCGCCCGCCGCCGACACCGCGCAGGUGCUGGCCUGGGCCGCCGUGCUGCACCAGGCCUACGCCUGCCUCGCCGGCCUGGACUUGAACUUGUGCAUACCGAAUUUACCUCUCUUUGUGAACAUCUGCGUCUCGGAGCUCUGGCUCUCCGACGUUGCUGAUGUCAAUUCGGCAUCAACCAACGCCUUGAAAGUCGUGCUCCUAGAUUGCGUGAAGCCGGCGAUAGAAUCUGAUGAAUGUUUGAUCAAAAAUAAGGCGCACAUCGAUGCCAUAUUCAAGACGAUAGGCACCGGACUGGACAACCCCUUCAAUCAAGCCAUAAAACAUGUCAUACUUACUAUCGCAGUUUGUUUUGAGAUAGGUAACGAAAAAGUUGAAUACGUCAUGGCGCCUUUGCUCAAGAAAUUGAAUGAUCGACGCGAGAGCCACAACUUCCACAACGAAAAAGAGGCCGAAUAUGCCACGGGUUCCGCCGUCAAAUCCCUUGGACCGGAAUUCGUAUUAAAAAUAAUUCCACUGAGAGACGGAGAGAGUAUAAAUUUAGACAGAAGUUGGUUACUACCGGUAUUGAAAGAAAAAAUCACUAAUUCAUAUUUGAAAUAUUUCGCAACGGAGAUCCUGGAAAUGGCGACGUUUUGCAGGAAGAAAUCCCGCGAUUACGCCGCGGCGAAAGAUACGGCACUGUCGCAUACUUACGAUUUACUCUGCAACCAAUUAUGGGCUCUAUUGCCGAGCUUCUGCAACCACCCUAAGGAUAUCAAAGAUAACUUCAAAGCCUUAGCCAGGGUUCUCGGGAAUGUUUUGAAGGAUAAUGCCGAAUUUCGUCUCUCGGUUAUGCAGGCCUUAAGGAAGCUUAUCGCUUGCUCCGACGAUAAUGAGGAGGAUAAGAUAGAAUUGGCGAGAUUUGCGAAGAAUUAUUUGCCGAUAUUACUCAAUAUUUAUAUGUCGCCGGCGAAGGGCAGUACCGCUGAGGGGCAGAGAUUGGCCGCAUUGCAAACUAUACAGGUGUAUCUAACAAUAAGCGAUCAGAAUUUAAGAGAAGAGCUGUUCACCAACGCUCUACAACAAUUAGAGGCGUCAGUCGACAACCACUUCCAGAGAGAAUCAAUCUUAGACGUCAUACGUCUUUUAGUCCUCUAUCAAAACAGCGAACAGAUUGCAAAUCUCUUCGACAAAUGGGUGUACCCGCUUUGCGAAACAGUUUUAGAAGAUCCUAGAAAGUUUAGAAAGUCCAAAAAGGAUAGAAUGGAAACGAAUGAUUCGAACACAGAUAAUAAAAAAGCCCAAUUGAGAUAUAAAGAUAAAGCGAAACUUCUAGAAAUGGAACACAAGAAGGCGUAUCGAAUAUUAGAAGAGAUAUUUAAGAGUGAUAAGGAGAGUUGUAAAGAAUUCUUGUCGAAUAAUUACAAGAAGAUCAAGAAACUGUUGAUGUCUUCACUCAAUAAAGUCGCUGAUAGCAGUAAAGCUGCGAGGUUGAGGUGUAUAGAACACUUAAUCAACUGCUCGCCGAAUCUGAACUCUGAUAGCAAGCUAAUAAAGAGCGCAAUCGCGGAGUCUGUCGUUUGUACGAGAGACAUAAACUCGAAGUGUCGACAGUGGGCUUUCAGUGUUAUCAACACCGUUGGAAAUGUUCUCAAAAAUCAAGAUGGAGGUAUGCAGGCGUACAUAUCGCUGCUGCUGUCGGGGCUGUCGGCGCCGCUGCCGCGCAUCAGCAGCGCCUCGCUGCGCGCCGUCGCCUCCGCGCUGUUCACCUUCAGCGAGGAGAUGGGGCUCGACACGGUGCAGGGCCUGCUGGAGAAAGUCGCCGAGCAGAUGUUGACCAACAACAGGGAGAUUGUGUCCGCUGCUAUGAGCUUCCUCAAGGUGUAUACAAAAGUUUUACCAACUGACGUCCUCGCGGGCAGUCUCCCUCUCGUCUUCAAAACUCUAUCCUCAAUGUCCGAUGACUGCAAGCGACAUUCGCGUCUAGAAAUAGGAUACUUCCUAACAAGGAUGACUAGAAAAUAUGGUGCGGAAUUUGUCGAGAAACUUAUUCCUGAACGGGACGAGGUCAUGCUCAGGAGGUUACGGAAUAUACGGAAAAUGGAUAAUAGGAGAAAGAGGAUGAAGGAGGGAGAGAGAGAUCAAGACAAUGACACUGGAUCUGACAUGGACGUCAGGGGCACUUCUAAAACCCUGGAAGACAUCCUCAAAGAUUCGGACUCAGAAAUGGAGUUCUUGGAAGAGGAGGAAAGACCCCGAGUCAAAGCUAAAUCCAAGAAGGGUAAAAACCAGACCUGGAUUCAAGACGAUCCGGAAAAUAUUGUCGAUUUGGCAGAUGUAUCCUCCUCUAGAAAGAUUACAGCAACCGAUCCUACACAGAAGAAACGGUUAAUAGAAGAAAAGAAAAAGAAGAAAGAUGGUGGGUUUAAAACGGCCCCAGAUGGGCGUCUACUCAUCACCGACGACGCCUCAGACGACGAUGACGGUGACAAUGAACCUCGGCCCAGCGGGGACAUAGACAGUGACACUGACGACACAGAUAAUGAAGGUGAAUCGUCGAAACCGUCGAAAUUACUGAAACCGGGAGUGAAACGUCGCUACGACGAUAUACUCAGUAUAAAGAGUGGUCGCACCAAUAGAAGCCGGGCGUCGACGGCGACCGUCGCGUCUAAAUACAAGGCCGGCGGAAAGGGUAUACACAGACCCCUCGGUUCAGCUGCAUCCGUAGCAUCAACGGUUGGCACAGAAUACAAAUCAAAGAAAGCAAAGGGUGAUAUAAAGAAAAAAGGCAAGCCAGACCCGUACGCUUACCUGCCAUUGUCGAGGAAGAAUCUUAAUAAAAGGACGAAGGCGGUUACGUCGAGACAAUUCAAAGGGAUUGUAAAAUCGAAAACAAAAAACAUCAGAAUGUCAAAAAAGAAUAAAUAAUAGAAAUAUUUAUGCCUUAUGGUAGAUUUAAAAAAAAGUAUAACAUACUAUAUUCCUAUGGCAGGAGGAGUGAAGAUAAACGAACCUUAGAUUUACAUAAUACAGUUGAUUUGUUAAUAGCUCUGCUAUAUUAUGAAGUACAAACAGUUCAUGAUUAAUAUAUAUUUAUUUAUAACACAACACAAUUCCUCUUAUCUAUAACUACUUGACGACAUUUAAAACGUAUUUUUUCAUGAAUUCAUAAUAAAUACCAUAGUCAUCGUGGCAUGUCAAAGUGGUUUAGUUCAGCUUUGCAGAACUAUCGAUAG
Molecule: messenger RNA, 4535 nt
Organism: Vanessa tameamea
Lineage: Eukaryota; Metazoa; Arthropoda; Insecta; Lepidoptera; Nymphalidae
Product: RRP12-like protein
Exons: 19
Coding region: 91-4227 (1378 amino acids)
Source: RefSeq, a predicted model, not a curated record